GACCGAUUCAUUCAUUAAAGGAUGUGUUCAAAAGUUAUUUUGGACGAGAAACUAAUAGAAUGUGUUAGAAUGCAUGAAGUAUUGUACAACACAGACCGGAAAGAAUAUAGUGAUAACUAUUUUAAAUUAAAAAUAUGGUCUCAGAUUGCGAAGAAUUGCGGAAUGGCUUCGGGUGAAGAAGCGAAAAAAUAUUGGAAAAGUCUUCGCGAUGGGUACAGAAGCGCCCUCAAGCUGUACACGUCGGGUAAAACUGACCCUUCUAAAAAAAUCAGAACGUGGAAAUACUUCGAGCAAAUGAAUUUUCUGCGUCCUUAUAUGCGGAACCGACAAAGAAAAGAUAAUGCGAAUUCUGAGCAUUCCGAAGACAUUGAUACGCUUGACGAGAAUUCUCAGGAAAAUAGGCCUAGUGACAUAAUUAAAGAAGAAGAUUUGGAGUAUUUUGAAGCUCCAGAUUCGAUUGACGCCGGAAAUGAAGGAUGUUUCCAAAGCGACAGUCCCGUUCCACCCAAAAAAAUGUGUUUAACUGCUAAAAGCAGAAACGAUCAGUCAGACGGAACACCUACAGGAAUACACUGGACCCAAACAGAAUUUUGUCCAGUGCCUGAAGAUAGUUUGAAAUUAUUUUUUGAUGCCAUGUAUGCUUCAACUAAAAAACUACCUCCAGCAUUACAACGCGCAGUUAAAAGCAAGUUAUUUCAAGCUGUUGCCGAGGCCGAGAUUGAAAUGGAGCAAACUGGCAAUACAUAUUAG
Anoplophora glabripennis (Asian longhorned beetle) is the source of this 750-nucleotide messenger RNA. RefSeq lists its product as uncharacterized. The record is from RefSeq and is a predicted model, not a curated record. The transcript has 2 exons. Lineage: Eukaryota; Metazoa; Arthropoda; Insecta; Coleoptera; Cerambycidae. The coding region runs from base 22 to 750 and encodes 242 amino acids. Gene Ontology annotation, cellular component: nucleus; transcription regulator complex. Gene Ontology annotation, biological process: regulation of transcription by RNA polymerase II.